Ficedula albicollis (Collared flycatcher) is the source of this 1748-nucleotide messenger RNA. Its product is annotated as dual specificity protein phosphatase 22-A-like. The transcript has 5 exons. The coding region runs from base 51 to 857 and encodes 268 amino acids. Gene Ontology annotation, molecular function: protein tyrosine/serine/threonine phosphatase activity. The record is from RefSeq and is a predicted model, not a curated record. NCBI's taxonomy places the organism in Eukaryota, Metazoa, Chordata, Aves, Passeriformes, Muscicapidae. Gene Ontology annotation, cellular component: cytosol. Gene Ontology annotation, biological process: transforming growth factor beta receptor signaling pathway; positive regulation of JNK cascade; regulation of cell population proliferation.
UCCUGAGGGCUUUGGGUUCAGCCUUUCCUGGUUGUUUUUGAAGAUGACCCAUGGAUUUGGGUGCUUGGUUUGUUUUGGCAUGGCCUGGGGAGUUUGGUGCCAGGUGUCCUGGUCCUGCUGGAACCAGACCUGGAGCUCGUGCCCACCACAUCAGAUGUACCUUGUUCCUGGUGCCAUCUGAAUUCCCUCUCCUUUUUGUCACCUCCCAGAUUGUCACCGGCCUCUACCUCGGCAAUAUUCGUGACUCUGAGGACCACGAGAACCUGCUGAGGAAGGGGGUGACCCACAUCCUGUCCGUCCACAACCGUGCCAAGCCCGUGCUGGAGGACAUGACCUACCUGUGCAUCUCAGCCUCGGAUUCAUCCAGUGAAAACCUGCUGCAGCAUUUUAAGGAGUGCAUCCAGUUCAUCCACGAGUGCCGGCUGGGAGGGGGAGGCUGCCUGGUGCACUGCUUUUCAGGUCACCCUGACAACCUUUUCUGGAUUUUCCUGGCAGUACCGUGCAUGGAUCCUCCGGGAUUAUGGCAGGAACCCCUUCCAGGACCAGGAGGAGCUGCAGAGCCUGCUGGGCCAGCAGCAGCUGGGGAGCAGGGAUUGCUCCUGGCUCAGCUCCCCAGCUCCCACCUUCCCUCCUCCCUGCCACGCAGGUGGCACCGCUGGUGGCAGCAGAUGGAUGAGCAGAUAAGCAGCCAGGCUGUUCCCAGGCAGGCCCUGGGGCUUGGAAAACUCCGUUUUCCCUUUGCCAAGCACCUCCAGGGAUUCAUGUCUAGGGCAGAAAUCUGCCAGCACCAGGGUUGGGGUGGGGGGGACAGGACUCACAGACCCCCCUGUCAGCUGCCAGCUCCAGUGAAUGGGUGACAGCAUCCUGCUCUGUCCCAUUCCCAAUGGAUUACAGCCACUUUUCCACCCUCAGAGCAGCAGCCAGCCCUGUCCCCCUCUCCUCAUGACAAUAGCUGGGCUGGCAGGGUGCACAGAAGGGGAUGCAGACCUUGGAAAUGCAAGGUGGGAUGAGAUGGAGAGAGGCCACCUUGUCCUCUGCUUCCCUGAGGAAGGAGGGGUGAAUCUGGGAUGUGGGGGUGCUGCUGAGCCUUGGCUGGCACCCAGUGGGAUGGGGAGAGGGGCUGGAGGUGGUUUGGGGCUGCCCCUUGCUGUGCAUGGAGCUUCCCAGUGCAGCCUGUCCUUGGCAGGUGAAUAUCUGGCAUUUUCCUUAUCCCAGCCCCAGGGAGGGGGGAAACCCAGCAGUGGAGUCAGAGUGGGUUUGGGUUUUCCCUGAGCCCCAUCUGAAUGUCCUUGCUUGCCAAAAAAUCCAAAAGCUUGGCUGGAUUUACUCAACCAUGGACCAGUUUAACUCUGUCUCUCUCCAAGAGCUUUUUAAUACCUAAAACCCGUGGCCACCUCCAGUUUUUAUCCCAAACUCGGAUUGUGUUUUGCCAGAGCUUUCUUCGGCAGGAAUCCCCCUCAUCUGGUCCCAUCCCAUGGAUUCAGCCCUUCUACGUGGAAACCUUCAACCUUUCUGUGCCAUCUCAGCCUUUGACUAUAAAUACCCUGUUUGUCCACUCAAAAAUGUCUGUUCUGCAAUUCCUUCUAAGAAAAAAGGGAUUAAAAACAUUUCUAGGAAUUCUCUUGAUGACGAUUUCUGGGUACUCAUGGUGUGACAGCACCAGGGGUGACUCGCUCAGCUUCGAAUAAAGAAGAGAGUGAUUAAAAUCAUGAGGGUGCCUGGACUUGAUUUGUGGUGUUCCUGGUGGG